CGAACUCGUUGUUAAAAAUCAAUCCCGCCCACAAAACCCCACUGGCCCACCUCUCCCUAUUCUGUUCACUCUACCUCUGCCAAUUUAAGGAGUUAGAAUUCAAAUGAAAUAAGAAUUAAAAUCAUUGCAAAACAAAUGCUGUUAGAAAAGAUAUAAUAUUAAUCGGAACCUCAGACUAUUCAUAGUUACAAGUGGGUCUAUAAAGCAAGUCCUGUCAACCGCUAAAAAUAUGGAUUUGACACACUUCUGUUUUAGAGGGAAUGGUUUUUUCUCUUUCUGGUGACCUGCCAGAAAAUCUUUGAAAGCCCCCUUUUUUCCUAGGGCUGAUUUUUUUUUCUAAAGUUUUGAAGAUCAUUGUUGUUUUUUUUUAGCAAUUUCCUGGAUCACGCUGGUAAGAAGCUGCAAGAUGUAACAGCGAAACGGAAACUGGUUGUGUCAUCUGUCUAAAUUAGGGACUGUUUAGUGUAAGUAAUGUAAGUAAACAGGCACCGCAUGAAAUGCUGCUGGUCCAUUCUAGUCAUACGACAUGCAUGCUACCCGAGGACAUGUAAAGAUUCAGUACAAGCCACAGAAAGCCUUGGUCACCUGUCCGCCAUAUCACAAUCAAAAAAACCGAAUAAGUGUUUUUGGUCUAAAGGAUGCCUGUAUAGCAACCAGAAACUUUCAAAGCCCUGGAUGUUCACUGGAAUUAUCAGCCAUUAUCUCCCGAGUAUCUGAAACAGGAGACGAGCAUCAGUAAUCAAUUAAUAUUAUUCAACUAUUUUAAUUUAAUUUUAAGAACGAUGACUAAUACGACACCACGUUAUGGCGAUGUGAAACGUAAUUAAACUCAGUGUACCAUAAUCCUUCGCAAGGCUGCGCCGUCUGAUACUGUUGAAAGCCACUCCCUGGAUUUUAUUAACCAAUGGCUGUCUGCCUUCAUUGCAUGAAACUACAACAACGUGUACCGAAAGAAGGAAAUUCAUAAUUGGCUAGAGGGAGCAUCGCCGUUUUUUUAUUUGCAAGUCGAUUCAGCUUAGAGGGAAUUGUCGUGUUGCAGGCGUGGGUUUAGGUACAAAUUAAACAGGUAGUUAAAAAACCGAUGCUGUCGGGGGUUAAAAGUGGCGUGACUAGGAGUCGCAGCUCGCAGUCACGAUACAUUAAAAUAGUAUAAUAAUCAGCAAUUACCUAGAAAGCAAAUUGUAAAAUUUAAACCAGCGAUUGUAUUUGACAGUAGCAAACGCAUCUGAGCAACACAUAGCGAACGGUUUUUUGAAAAGCCCCAGGGCAAUUUUUAUAUAGUGCAGUGAAACAUUUCUACUGCUUCAUUGUAUUCAUAUUGCUUUGGAUUAUAAUUAAUGAAUUGUCUUCGACAUUUUGUACAAAAACUUUCCUACGUAGUUAAUCAGAACAUCUACUCGUCAGCACAACACUGGAAUUAUCAGGGUUUAACAAGAGCGAGUAGUUCAUACCGUAAGGUUUUAGGAAGAAUGCAGUCAGGACAUCAUUUGUUUGAGAGUGCAAGCGAUGGGAGUCUUUCCAACUCUGCUGCAACUGCUUGCGGAAACAGAACUGCACUUACAGCCAAGGCCACCGAUGCCUUUGAGGGCAAAACAGGAGACUCUUCGCGAUGUCAAACGGCACGUUUAGAUUAUUUAAAGGCUCCGAGUCCUAAAGGAGGCAAUGGAGAGGACGACUCCGAAGCGGAAUCGUACAAGGAUGGGCGAACAGAAGAAGUUGACAGGAUGACGAAGGUCAGGGCAUACGCCUGGUGCAGAGAAUACCUGUCUGGAUCCUGGAAACUCGUCUUCGAACAUGAUUUUCAAAUUAGCGUUAUCAGUGGUGGGCUCAGUAACCUGCUGUACCUUUGCUCCCUGCCUGACCAUGUACAAAGUGUUGGAGAUGAACCACGUCAAGUGCUGCUUAGAAUAUAUGGAGCAAUUUUGCAGGGUGUGGAUUCUGUCGUACUGGAGAGCGUUAUGUUCGCAAUACUGGCAGAGCGAGCACUGGGACCCCGACUCUUCGGCAUCUUCCCCGAAGGACGGUUAGAGCAAUACCUUCCGAGUAAUCGGCUGCUGACCGAACAAUUGCGCAUUCCUGAUAUCUCUGCAGAGAUUGCAGUGAAAAUGUCUCGCUUUCAUGGUAUGAGCAUGCCUUUCAACAAGGAGCCCAAAUGGCUCUUUGGGACAAUUGAAAGGUACAUGCAGCAAAUUUUGAAACUGAAGUUCACAAGAGAGGCUCAUGUGAAAAAGUUCAACAGGUUGAUGAACUAUAACCUGCCUGAAGAGCUGAAGAGCCUCAGGAAACUUCUCGAAUCAACACCCUCUCCAGUAGUUUUCUGUCAUAAUGAUGUGCAAGAAGGCAACAUUCUCAUGUUGGAAGAUAGAGAUCCCUCUUCAAAAGAAAAAUUGAUGCUCAUAGAUUUUGAAUACAGCAGCUACAAUUACAGGGGUUUUGAUAUUGGAAAUCAUUUCUGUGAAUGGGCAUUUGACUACACCUAUAACCAGUGGCCUUUUUUCAAGGCGAAUCUAGAAAACUAUCCAAACAGACAGCAGCAACUUCAUUUUAUCCGUCAUUACUUGUCCGAGAGCAAUGGAAAUGCAGGAUAUUCUUCACAGGAAGACCAAUCAAAAAUUGAGGAGGAGAUGAUCAUGGAAACGAACCGAUUUGCAUUGGCAUCUCACUUCCUCUGGGGAUUGUGGUCCAUUGUACAGGCUAAAUUAUCCACAAUAGAGUUCGGGUAUAUGGAUUAUGCCCAGUGUCGAUUUGAUGCAUACUUCAAGCAAAAAAAGGAGUUUGCUUAACUUUUUUUUUUUAUUCAAGCACAAUGUGAAAUUAAUCCAUUACAUGUUUCACCACAGCCAAUGGAACUUUCAGUUCUGUUGAUAGAAUCUCCUAAGAGCAGCUAAUUCUGUUGAUAAUUCUUUUACUUGGUUAUUAUAUUUUUAUCACUCAUGUGAAAUCAGCUUAUUUAAAACAAAACACAUAAAUCCACUGUUAGCGUAUAGGGGAAACUAAGAAAUAACAAAUAUUAUAUUAAAAUAAACUUAUGAAGCUUUGAACCAGUUAAUACAACAAGUCAUUCACAGAGAAGCCAGUACUUCUCAAAAUAAGCCACAUACAUCUCGGAUCAAGCUAAGUAUCCUCAUCUUAUGAGAAACAUGCUUAUAGUUAAUUUCAUCCGCUGUAAUAAUGAUCUUUCACAAAACAUACACCCUAGACAAGAGACAUGCAAGCAAGGGAACAUUAUUUUGUAUUCACUGAAAAUAGACUGUCUGUCAUUGCUACUGUAAACGCCUGAAGCAAAAGCUCAUGAUUUAUCCUUUAUACUGCAGUAAUGUAUUCCUUCUGUCAUACAAAGAAAUUCUUAGUGUAGUUUUCCAAAUUAUCUAUCAUAAGCAUUCUACUGUUUUAUCUUAAUAUUGAUGCAUAUCACACAAUACUUGUAAUUACCCAAAAACACACUAGAUACUGUAUCUCAUUAUCCUAACUUCUUGUAAAUUCUGUUAAUUCAUUCCCCUAGUACUAUUCUACAGUUCCAAACAGUGGGUCCAAUUUUGGUUCUUUAUUCUUAUGGGUAAUUUGGGUUUUUGUAUAUCAAGAUGUUGACUGUUUUACUUAUAGUUUCCUGCCUUUACCUCAUUACUUGUUGAAAUGUGCAGUGAUCAGAAUCCAAUUGCAGAAUGCGAUGUGCAGUCAUUUAUAGGCAUGUUCUCCACUGGAAAACAGUAGGAAUCUUCAUUCUGUCAAUGCAAAGUGAGUGAUAAUGUUAAUUCACUGUGUAUAGCAGCAUAUGGGAGUUGUAAUUGGCUUUGCUUCAGAGCCUGCCUGAUGUUCAUUCUCCUCUACUUAAUAUUUUAAAUGAGAUUCAGAGUUGAUUUAUUUUAUUUCAGUAAAUUCUUAUUUCUAACAGUGGCAACAUCAUCACAGUCACAGGAAAUUAAGUAGUAUGUGGAUGUUUCUAUUGUGACUUUAAAAUACCAGUAAUUUGGUUAAAAAAAAAAUAUCCUUGACUUUUAAUGCAUUUUUGUCAAUGCAGUUUCUCAUUUAACUUGAUAGAAAGCCAAUGUUCUCAGUUAAGUUCAGCUUCUUUUGCUUUAUAUUAGAUGAUGUUUAAUAGCUCUCUUGAUGCAAAGCGUGAGGGUCAAGACCCUGGUGUUUGUUGCAUCUGUUUUGACACUUUUCAGGACCUCGACACAAAAGGUUAAUUUAGGAGUUUUCAGUUUUGAUGUAAUCAUGUUCGUUUCUAGGUUUUGUUUGACAGAAAUCACCACAACAGGUGUACAGUACACAAGUACUGUAAGUAAAUCCCAAACCCAUAACCUGUUACGGCAGACUUUGUUAUGCAGUAAAUAUGUUUGCCUUGGGUUUCCAAACUUUCAACAGUGCCUGUGUUCAGUCUAGUUUAACUGCCACCAUUUAAAAAUAUUUCAGCUUUACAUUACUAAUGAAUUCUUCAUAGCUUCAGCCACUGUAGAAGACAUAGAAUUGUGAUGCUUAUCAGAAAUAUAAUAAUGCUUAGAGUCAUAAGUGCUCAAAAACUUAAUAAUUGAGCAAAAAUGGUUUUGGGAUCCAUGGGACCUGUAAAGUUCUAGAGUAUUUGUUUAUAAUAGGUGGUCUGUAUGAGCUGCUGUCUCAUUUUUGUUUUGCCAGAAGGGUUGGGGGGGAUGAUGUUUACAUUAAAACUAAAGCUGGGACCACAACAAGCUGCAAAAUUAUCAAGAACAUGAUGACAUAGUUCCCAAUUAACAGAGUAAUGGCUAGAAAAGGCUUAGCCAAUUGGUUUAACAAAUGUCUCCCAUGCAAUAUUCAAUUUUAUCACAAACUAAGAACAAAUACAACAGAUAAUAUUGAAAAUCUAAAAAUCCUUCAACUCCUUUUGCUGUUGACAGAUGUCAGUGUUAGAUGGGGGGUUUAGAUGGACUUAAAGAAACCUAAACAGCUGGAGAGGAAGGCAGACUCCUUUUUGACUCCUCAAAAAUAAAAAACUGAAAAUGUAAAAGAUGCGUAUUUUUUAGGUUGAAGUAACUUAUUUUUACUUAAGUGAAUAUUGUGGUUAUCAACUGUAUUGUUUAUUAACUUCUGACCAUUGGAAGCGGAGUUGUUUUGGCUCCAUUGUUUGCUAAAUACAUUGGGCAUACUGUAAAAAAUCCAAUGCAAUACUGUGUGCAUAUCGGACCUUAUUUUAGUAUUUCAUUAGCUACUUACCAGAAAGUAGUUGAUACAAAAUGACACUAUAUACAUAUUCUGUUCUUAUUUGUGCAAAAUAUGCCAUUUCCCUUCUAGACAGCUACAUCAACAAACUAUCUUCUGUAAAUACAGAAGUAUUUGACAUCUGAGUAAAUUAUUCUGGACAUCAACAUCACUUUCCAAUGCAGCUAAUAAAAGUAAAGUCUGAAAAGUUUAAAAUGUUUUUUAUUUAUCUGGGAGGCCCAUUUAUUAGAACAAUGUUUACAUAAACCACUGUAGACCACUGUAGUUUACAGUAAACCACUGUAGACGUACAUCCUGAAACGGAUAAGUUGAAACUCAUUGAUUUGCACGUUUCAUUUUUGCCUUGUUUAUAUUACUGUCCUUGUGUAUUGCUGUUUUUCUGACAGUCCAGAAUAGUGUACAAAUAGAAGACUUCUAGUUGAAGUGGUUCAGUUUAACAUUGCUGCUUAAAGUGUACAUUUGAUUUUACUAUUUAUGUUAAAAGGGUUAGGUGUACAGGUAUGAAACAAAAAUAUGAUGUUAACAUGACUGAAGUAAAAAUCCUGUAUACUGUAUGUUUUGCAAGAAAUUGUGACUAUCAUGCUUAGAAAAUAAAUUCUCUGGAGAUGGUAUCUAAUACUUUAGGAAUCUAGUUCCAAUAUUUUAAAGAUGGAUAAAUAUACUUAUUACAGUAUAUUCAAUUUUUCCCACUACAGAAAAAUUACAUACUCAGAAU
Messenger RNA from Lepisosteus oculatus (spotted gar), 5908 nucleotides. RefSeq names its product choline kinase beta (gene chkb). Gene Ontology annotation, molecular function: choline kinase activity; ethanolamine kinase activity. Lineage: Eukaryota; Metazoa; Chordata; Actinopteri; Semionotiformes; Lepisosteidae. Gene Ontology annotation, cellular component: cytoplasm. Gene Ontology annotation, biological process: CDP-choline pathway; phosphatidylethanolamine biosynthetic process. The record is from RefSeq and is a predicted model, not a curated record.